CGCCAUUUGAUUCGUCUUGCAAAUCACUUUUAUUAACGCUAUCGAACGCACCAUCUGCAUGCCGCGUCAGGAUAUUACAAUCCAUCCUAUAACAUGCUCCCCCAAUCACCCCUCCCAUGCAUCGCCCGACCAAAACCGGAAUAUCUCCACCAUCGAAAGUCCGAUCAACAAUCGGAGUACGUCAAUUUGUUCCCCUUGCAAAGCUGCACAGGAAACGUCAGCGAACGUUCCACUCGAUUGCGAGACCGUCAACCUACCGUCCCUGCAAGAACGUGAGUCCGGAAAUGGACCAGGAGACAAGCCCUCUACUCCUCCUCACCUGGCUGCCGGUUGCUCUGCUUCGUGAAGAAGAGGCACGAGUACCGCGUGCCCUCGAAGGGCGCGAUCCAGUGCUCGAGGACUGCAGAGCGGAACAGGACAACAUCCCCUGGCUGGAAGGGAAUCCUAUAGCCAAGGGCUGGCAGGCACAGCUCCCCUCCCUCAAACUGAGUAUCAGAGCGAGAGUGUUGCCUCGAAAUAUUCCAAAGGCUAGUCUGGCAUUCGAGCUAGGGUUAGCAUAG
Molecule: messenger RNA, 560 nt
Organism: Pseudogymnoascus destructans
Lineage: Eukaryota; Fungi; Ascomycota; Leotiomycetes; Thelebolales; Thelebolaceae
Exons: 1
Coding region: 117-560 (147 amino acids)
Source: RefSeq, a predicted model, not a curated record